UAAAUUUCACUAAUAGUAAAGCUUUAAAAUAAAUUAAACACUCAAAAAAAUAUAAAAUCAGUAAGAUACAUAUAUACAUACAUACAAUCUUAAAUAAAUCAAACAUUUAAAAUGGGCCCUAAGAACAAAAAUAAAAAUCAAAAGAACAAAGCAGCUGCUCAAUAAGAGUAAAAGGAAGAAACUACUGAAAGCGUAGAAAUCGUUAACUAAGAAUAAACUGAUGCUUAAAAUGAAGUUAAGGAUGAACAAGCUUAAUAAGUUCAAGAAACUGAAGUCAAGUAGGAAGAACAAAAGCCCGAAGUAGUUGCUCACCAUGAAGAAUAACAACCUAAGGAAGAGAAGGUUGAAGAAUAGAAGCCUGUUGAAGUCCACAAUGAAUAACCUUAAAACGUUGUUGAAGAAAAAUUAUAAUAACACCAUCAAGAAUAGGAAUAAGUUGCUGAAAAGUAACAUUAAGAAGAACACGUGAUUGUUUAAAGUGAAGAACCUAAGCAUUAAGAACCUGUUGCUGAAGUUAAGCACGAAUAACCUGUUUAAGAAGAAAAGCACGAAGUACAUGUUGAAGAAGUAAAGCCUUAAGAACAUGUUUAGGAAGUUAAGGUUGAAGAAAGCAUCAAAGAAGAAAAGGUUGAAUAACAUUCCCAUGUUGCAGUAGAACAAAAGUAAGAAGAGAAUGUUCAUAUUGUUGUUGAAAAGAAAGAAGAAGUUCAAGAAACUACUCAAGAAUAACAUCAAGAAGUUUUCCAAAGUGUCGAAAUUGUUAAGAGCGAAUAAGAAAAGAAGCAAGAAGAGCAUCAAAGCGAAAGAAAGCUCAGUGAAAAAGUUCAAUAAGAAAGCUAACCAUAAAGCGUUGAACAAGUAGCUGAAGUUGCUAAGGAAUAAAAAGAAGAAUAAGCUCCUAGAAAAGAAAGUGUUCCUUAAGCUCAAGCUGAAUCUGAAGUCGUAGAAUAAUAAUAAGAACCCGCUCCUAUUGAAUAAAAAUAAGAAGAACCCGCUAGAAAGGAAAGUGAAAAAUUAGAAUUAGGUGCUUAAGAACCAUAAUAAGAAGUUCCAGUCAGCAAACCCGAAGAAGUAUAAGAAGAAGAAGAAGAAGAAAAUGCUUCAUUGAUCCCUAAGAAGCCCGAAUAAAAUCCCAAAAAGAACUUUUUCUAAGAUGUAAAUAUCAUUUACUCUUUAAAAAAAAUUUAACAAGCUUUUUAAUAAAAGAAGUUAGAAAACCUCAACAACAUCGCAUUUGUUGGUAUUGGUGCCGCUGCUUUGUUAGGUUUCCUUGGCUUCAAAUUAUUAGCUAGAAAGUGA
This is a messenger RNA of Tetrahymena thermophila SB210, 1299 nucleotides long. Its product is annotated as transmembrane protein, putative. The record is from RefSeq and is a predicted model, not a curated record. Lineage: Eukaryota; Ciliophora; Oligohymenophorea; Hymenostomatida; Tetrahymenidae. The transcript has a single exon.